Plutella xylostella (diamondback moth) is the source of this 2264-nucleotide messenger RNA. The record is from RefSeq and is a predicted model, not a curated record. NCBI's taxonomy places the organism in Eukaryota, Metazoa, Arthropoda, Insecta, Lepidoptera, Plutellidae.
CGUGUAUGUAAACAAAAAUAUUGUAAACAACGAAUAGCGAUAUUUUGAGAAUUUUGCUUUAUAAUAAUUGAAAUGAUUCUGUCUCGCUCGAAGCCGGCCGCGGACUACCGCUCCAGCAGCAGUGGCUCCGGCAAGAAGAGCUUCCCAGAACUAGAGGACUUCAUUCUAAAGAGAGACUACAUAGGGGCUCUCACUUUACUAGAGUUUCUGAAGAACGACGGCAACACUGACAUUUGGCUGGAGGUGUGGGCCGCGUGGUGCUGGUUCCACCUCGGGGAGUACAGGUCAGCGCUGGAGGCCUACCUGCGCGUGCAGGACCGCGCGGAGGAGGAGGCGCGCGUGGCCGAUCACCUGCCCAUCGACAUCGCCGUCUGCUACUUCUAUUUAGGAAUGUACAAGGAGUCGCAAGAAAUGGCGGAAAAGGCUGCGAACUGCGCCCUAAAAAGUCGACUACAACUCCACUUAGCGCACUCCAUCGGCGACUCCGCGGCGCUGCUGGCGGCUCACGGCGCGCUGAGAGACACCCCCGACGACCAGCUCUGCCUGGCCUCGGCGCACUACCUGCGCGCACACUACCAGGAGGCCGUGGAUGUGUACAAGAAGCUGCUGCUGGAUAAGCGUUCGUACGUGGCCCUGAACGUGUACGUGGCGCUGUGCUACUACAAGCUGGACUACUACGACGUGUCGCAGGAGGUGCUGGGCGUGUUGCUCGCGCAGCACCCGGACUCCACCGUCGCCGGGAACCUGAAGGCGUGCAACCUGUUCCGACUGUACAAUGGUAAAGCCGCUGAAGCUGAACUGAAGCAGAUAUCCUCCGACCAGCACACCUUCGGGCAGGACCUGGUGAAACACAACCUCGUCGUGUUCAGAAAUGGAGAAGGUGCACUGAAGGUGCUACCACAGCUCGUAGACGUGGUCCCGGAGGCUCGGCUGAACCUGGCCGGCUACCACUUGCGGCGCCGCGAGCCGCUGGAGGCGCGCCGGCUGCUGGAGCCCGUGCAGCCCACGUCGCCGCUGCAUUAUAUACUGAGGGCCGUGGUCGCGGUCAGGAUGUACAAUGAGACUGGUGAUGAGGAACACAUGAAGACGGCCCAGCAGAGUUUCCACGCAGUAGGCAGCUCCCCCUCCGAGUGCGACACGAUCCCGGGCCGCCAGUGCAUGGCCUCCUCGUACUUCCUCGCCGCGCAGCACGAGGAGGUGCUGCUCUACCUCAACUCCAUCAAGAGCUUCUUCGUUAAUGAUGACACGUUUAACUUUAAUUAUGCUCAGGCGAAAGUGGCGACCGGGUUCUACCGCGAGGCCGAGGAGUGUCUCCUUGCCAUCCAGGACGAUACUAUCCGCGCUUCCUACACGUACCUGGCGUGCCUGGCGCGCUGCCACGUCAUGAAUAAGGACGCUGAUCACGCCUGGGAUAUUUGCGUUAAGUCGGCGGGCACUCCGGACAGCUUCGCCCUACUGCAGCUGGUGGCCAACGACAGCUACCGCAUGGGGCAGUUCCUGGUCGCCGCCAAGGCCUUCCACAUGCUCGAUAGACUCGACGGCGGUCCAGAGAUGUGGGAGGGGCUGCGCGGAGCGGUGUGCGGAUGCGCGCAGAUGGCGGCCGCGGGCAAGCAGGGCGCGGCCGCCGAGCUCCGGGAAGCCCUGGGGCUGCUGCGGGGGCCGAGGGCGCACCCCAGAGCUGAGCACAUCGUGAAGCCCAUCACGAAGUGGGCGCAGCAGAAUAGGAUUGCUGUGUGAUUGUAAUGUUGCUGUUGAGGUUUUUUGUAAAUGUAAAAAGUGUUGGAAUGAAUUUUGUAUCGGUAAAGCGGGGAUAUUUUUAGCACUGUGGUUGGCCUAUAUACGGUCCGAUCCGCUCUACUUAGUUUUGAAACAAUGGACGCAAAGUCGCAGUCAUUAAUCUCAUUAUGGUGAAUGUGUUAAAUGUGGCGAAAUGAAUAUAAUACUUAUUGUAAGUUUUUUUUCAAUUAUGACAGAUAGGUAUCAUAAGACAUAAAAUAUCCAGAGAGGUAUAGCAGCAUUAACGUCUAGUUAAAUAAAUAAAAUCACGAAAUAAACCGCAAAAUUUGCAUUUAUUUACGAACUAUAAGUACAAUAUAUUUACAUGUACAUAAAUAUAAAAGUAAGAACGCGUCGUAAUCAAGUCCGUUAGGCAACAGUCAGCAGUACAAUAAUAAAUUAUAGGUAAGCAUCAAUAAAAACAUUCUCAAUCAUCCAACUGGCGAGGUCCGAGGUUGUUCCGCCAUAUUGCUUAUCAAGACAGCGUC